AUGGUUGGACAUUCUUCUUGUGGUUUAGAAAGUGAAGAGGAUUUGGAGGUUAUGGUUGGACUGGCACUUUCUUGUGAUAUUCAUCGUAUUGAUGUUUUUAAACCUUUGCUCUCCGAUGGGUGGGUUAAUUGUAUGAAAGGAGUGGGACAAAGGUUUGCUCAAGGAUUUGUUGAAUUUCGAGAUGCGUUGUCAAAGUAUUCUAUUCAUUCCGAUUUUAAUUUUGAUUUUGUUAAGAAUGAUAAGGAUCGUGUCACUGUUCAUUGUAAGAGAAGGGCUGAUUUGGGAUGUUUAUGGAGCGUGCAUGCUAGAGUGGAAAAUUAUAGUAAAGCUUUUGUUAUUAAACAAUUUGAUGGUGUUCAUACUUGUGGAUCUUCUUUUCGUACAAUUAAACAUGCUAGGAUGACUUCAAGUAUGAUUGGUGGGCUAAUUUCUAAUGAUAUUCGUAACAAGGCUUUGACAUCGGUUAGUGAGGUGGUUUGUGAUUUCAAGGACUAUUAUGGAACAGAAGUUUCUUAUCGGCGAGCUCGGAUGGGUGUUGAAAAAGCAUUGGGUCUUGUUUUUGGUGACUAUACAUCAUCAUUUGAUGAUCUUCGUUGGUAUGUUGAUGCCGCUAAUGCUUGCAAUCCGGGGAGUGUUUUUGAUAUGGAAUUUGAUAUUGAUAGUAAAGGAAGACAUUUCAAAUGCUUGUUUUUCGCUUUUGAGGCAUGUAUUCAUUGUUUCAAGUAUUAUAGGCCUGUGUUGAUGCUUGAUGGAACUUUUUUGAAAGGAAGACACAAAGGUUGUUUAUUGGCUGCUACGGCGAAAGAUGGUAACCAAGGUAUUUUGACUCCGGAGAGGGAUAUUGCAUUUGUUACUGAUCGACAUGGAGGUUUACUGAAAACUUUAGCUGAGUUCUUUCCGUUUUCUUGUCAUUCUUUUUGUCUAAUGCAUUUGAAGACAAACUUGAAGACUUAUUUGUCAGUGAAGAGUCGUGAAUCAAAAGAGUAUUUGCUUACUCUUUUUAGUAGAUGUGCAUAUGCUCCUACUGUUGAGUUGUUUAAUGAGCUAUUUGAAGAAUUUAAGGGUCGUUGUGGUCGUAGUGUUGAGAGGUUUCUUGAGGAUUUGCCUAAUGAGUGGAUGAAAUGCCAUUUGUUUUCAACUAGUCUUGUUGAUGCUAUACGGGUGAAACUAAUGGAGCAAUUUUCAAGAAGGAGCGAAGUUGGGAAUAAGUGGAAUCGUAUUGUUUGUCCUUUUGUAGAGAAAAAGUUGGAAGAAGCUUUUAAUGAUACAAAAGCAUGGAUAGUUAAGAAAUGUAGCGAUGACAUUUAUGAAAUCCAAUUGGAUCAUUCAGUUAUGGUUGAUAUUGGGAAACGUUGUUGUUCUUGUCGAUUGUGGGAAAUUGAUUCUUUUCCUUGCAAACAUGGUUUUUGUGCUAUAAAGAGGAGUGGGAAGGAUCUGAAUUGCUUUCUUGAUGAUUACUACCGUGUUAGUAGUUAUUAUGAUUCUUAUUCACAUUCUGUCUAUCCAGUUCCUAGUAUGUGGAAGCCAAAUGUAGUUGUUGAUGAUGACGUUGUUUGA
Camellia sinensis is the source of this 1557-nucleotide messenger RNA. The record is from RefSeq and is a predicted model, not a curated record. Lineage: Eukaryota; Viridiplantae; Streptophyta; Magnoliopsida; Ericales; Theaceae.